This is a messenger RNA of Sorghum bicolor (sorghum), 3069 nucleotides long. Its product is annotated as probable inactive receptor kinase At2g26730. The coding region runs from base 683 to 2788 and encodes 701 amino acids. The transcript has 2 exons. Gene Ontology annotation, biological process: protein phosphorylation. The record is from RefSeq and is a predicted model, not a curated record. Gene Ontology annotation, molecular function: ATP binding; protein binding; protein kinase activity. Lineage: Eukaryota; Viridiplantae; Streptophyta; Magnoliopsida; Poales; Poaceae.
UGGACGGAUAGGCCCGAUGAAGGCGCAUUGGUGCAUUGAGGCGCCGGCACCAUGGGAUACGGAGCUGUCACUGUUGGAUCAGUACCAAAUCUGAGUGGUGAUAUACAAAUAUACAAAGAUAAUACGGCAAACCCCGACCCCUGACCAGAUCAUACUCUUCUCAUCAGUGCCAGCCAACUACUAAUAACUAGCACAACCAGUCAUCUCAAAAUGAAGAUUAUAUAUAAUCACAAGUAACAACAGCUUCAGACAUAUGUCGAGUUCAGCUACGUCAAGCCGAAUUAUUGCUGUCGACUUCGGGAUACAUAUUUUCAGCAACGACGACGGCGACACGCCCGUUAACCAGAGCGCCGGACCUGUUCAUCCCGUCGCCCAGGGCUGCCGGCCGGCGUACGCGGACGGAGGCGCCUGCCCGGCACCUGGCGCCCUUCCAACACUGCCGUUUGGCCGCACCUGCCUGUCCCCUGCUGUUCCGCCUCCGCGUGCGCACAAGGCGGCGGCCCGGCCCUUCCCCUGCUUCGUAGCAUCCGCCCCGUCGUCCGCUUCGAACCAGCCAGCUUUGGCGCGAGCUUUUGACACCCCGCGCACGCCAUGUCCAGCUCGUAGCCUUUAGACAAUCCGGCACCGAGCGCCUGCCAUUGCUUUGUUGCUGCUCCGUCCUGACUCCUGAGCCGUGUCGUCUAUGGCGAAGGCUCUCACAGCACUUGCAGCAGCACUCGUAGUGCUGCUUGCAUGUUGCCCUUGUCGGGUGCGAGGUGACGAAUCGCCUAGUGUCACGGCGUCGCUCGUCAGCUUCUUGACCGUGCUCGCCGGGGACGACGACGGCGGGCAGACGGCGAUCAGGCUGGGGUGGAACGCGUCCAUCGACCCGUGCGUUCCCGGCAGCAAAAUCUCGCCGUGGGGCAAAACCGUCCAGUGCUUCGACGCAGGUGGAAACAAUGGCCACAUCAAGAGGAUAGAUCUUGAUGCACAGGGCCUGAACGGCGGCACCAUCGACGCCGCGCUGCUGUGCGCCGCGCCGGCUAUCCGCGUGGUGAACCUUCACAACAACAGCCUCCGCGGCGGCCUCCCCGAGGGCAUCUCGGCCUGCUCGGGCCUCACCCACCUGAUCGUCAGCAGCAACAAGCUCUCAGGUAACCUGCCGCCUUCCGUCGCCCAGUUGAAGAGCUUACAGGUGAUCGACGUUUCCAGAAACAACUUCUCCGGCCAACUUCCCGGCGACCUCAGCAAGCUUGGGCUGGUGAGGUUCCUGGCGAACGACAACCAUUUCACCGGCACGAUCCCGGACUUCAACCUCAACAACAUUCAAGGCCUCAGCUUCGACGUGUCCAACAACAACCUCACCGGAGCAAUCCCCAAGAACGCUACCAGAUUCGGCAAAGAGAGAUUCUGGCCUAACGCCGCCGGCAUAUGCGGCGAGACCUUAUUCGCUCCUUGCCCGCCGCCCCCUACGGCCGACGACGACGACGACGACGACGGGAAGGGGGAUGACGAUGACAAGCGCAAGGACAAGAAAAGAACAGUGCGUAAGAUCGUCAUGUACCUCGGGUACGUCCUCCUGGGCGUCGCCAUACUGGCCUUCGUCCUGUACAGGAUCUGCUUCAAGAAGAAGCGGAGCGACCUGGGGCUGAAGUCCAAGUCCGGCGGAGGCAGGAGGAGCGUGUACGACAGCAGCAGGCUGACGACGACCACGACCACGACCACGACCACGACGGCAGCGACGACCCCGAGCAAGACGCCGGCCUACUCACUGCCGACGUCGGGCGAGCACAGCGCGGUCGCCGAGGCGGGCGGCGCGCCGGCGGCCUCGCUGGUGGUGCUGCGCCGGUCGGGCACGACCUCGAUCACGUCCAACGCCGCGGCGGCGGCGGCCAAGGAGCUGCGGUUCGAGGACCUGCUCAAGUCCCCCGCGGAGCUGCUGGGCCGGGGCCGGUUCGGGAGCUCGUACAAGGUCGUCGUGCCGGGCGGCGCGGCGCUGGCGGUGAAGCGGGUGAAGGACGCGGCGGUGGACGAGGAGGAGUUCCGGCGGAGGAUGGAGCGGGUCGGGCUCGCCAAGCACCCCGCCGUGCUGCCGCCGCUGGCGUUCUAUUGCGCCAUGCAGGAGAAGCUGGUGGUGUACGAGUUCCAGAGCAACGGCAGCCUCGCCAAGCUCCUGCACGGCUCCAUAGAGAGCAGCCAGGGCCCCCUGGAUUGGCCGGCGCGCCUCCACAUCGCCGCCAAGGUCGCCGACGGCAUGGCGUUCAUGCACACCACCCUUCGUGGCGGCGGCGCGACCUCCAAUUCCCCGUCAGGUGAGAAGGCGGCAGCCGACGGCCCAAUCGCGCACGGCAACCUCAAGGCCUCCAACGUCCUCUUCACGGCCGGCAUGGACCCGUGCAUCAGCGAGUACGGCAUCACCACCGCGCCGCCCCCGCCCGCGGCCGGCAGAGACGGCGGCGGCGCCGCGGCGUUCCGCGCCGACGUGUACGCGUUCGGGGUGCUGCUGCUGGAGCUGCUGACGGGGAAGGCGACGUCCGCUCAGGGCGACGGCGCGGAGCUGGCGCGGUGGGUGACCUCGGUGAUCCGGGAGGAGUGGACCGCCGAGGUGUUCGACCGCGCGCUGCUCGCCGGGAGCGGCUCCGGGUCCACCGAGCAGCGCAUGGUGCGGCUGCUGCAGGUCGCCAUGCGGUGCGUCGACGCCUCCCCUUCCCCUGGCUCUGCCCCGCCGCCGACCAUGCGGGAGGUCGCCAGCAUGAUCAACUCCAUCCGCGACGAGGACGACAGGUCCUUCUCCUUGGAGGCGGCAUGAUGGAUGCCCAUUGAACGCGCGCCGAGCACGGAUCGCAUAACUCGACUCGAUCGACCACAGCGGUGCUACUAGUCUUAAAAAUCUCUGAUGAUGGUAUUAUUACACGUAAACAUCUUUAGUUGUUCACAAAGAUGGCCGUUGAAUUAGUUGGAAAUUCACUAUGAUGGUGCAUUUGAACAUAGACACUUUGUAUGUAACUAUACGUACGUACUGUUUGCUCCACGCAGGGGAUUAUUGUAUUGAUUCCGCCGAUGAAACAAAGCCAUCUCAUAAUAUUUGGU